Chlamydomonas reinhardtii is the source of this 924-nucleotide messenger RNA. RefSeq lists its product as uncharacterized. The transcript has 3 exons. The record is from RefSeq and is a predicted model, not a curated record. Bases 147 to 425 code for a protein of 92 amino acids. Lineage: Eukaryota; Viridiplantae; Chlorophyta; Chlorophyceae; Chlamydomonadales; Chlamydomonadaceae.
AUGUAGGCCAAAAAAGAGUCCGGGGAGGGGCAGUGGUCACGAUACGCGUGACAACGAGCACGUAAUCAAUUUAUUGUGUAACACGUAUUGAGGAAUACGCUAGUACUGAGUGUCACGUGUUAUUGACAUCACGCUCGCCAUUCGAAAUGAGCGGCGAAACCGAAUGGCAGGGAUGCAAAUUUGAGACCGCCUCGUCCCAGACCAUCGGCGCAGUGCUGGCGCAUGAUGACAUUGGCAAAGCUGGUGGCUGUGACCUUACAGCUGCGGGCACGGAAGCAGGGAUGGGCUCCAGCGGCGGACUGGCGCUGCUGUCUGCGGCAGUGGGCGGCCUACUCCUGCUGCUGGCGCUGGUGCUUGAUCGCGGUGUCAGCAAGGUGGACGGGGCCGUGCAGUACAUACGUGCAGGCAUUUAUCGCGCACAAUGACCCACACCUGGCAGGCACCUACAAGACCAUCCGCGGACUCGGGUUUGUACGCAGCGUUCGCAGCGUGCCCCGGCAGGUCAGGCUAUUAUCGUGGGCAAUCACCUUCAGCCACAGACGGUGUGGUGUGGCAUGGUGUGGUGUUUAAUCAGGUCGAUGUCCCGUUUCCAUGCAUAUGGAUUUGCAUUAUUUGUUGCCUAGCAUCUUUGCCGUACGUAACUGUACAGCAGGGGGCUCGCAAUGGUAGGCUGCCCUUUCCCAUGUCCGCAAUGGUUGCACGUUAGGAUGGUUGCAGACUAAUGUGUUAGGUUGCGUCAUAAGGACUAGUGCACUUGCGGUUUGCCGUGCACAAGCAACACAGCAACCGCGCGCACACGCACGAGCACUUCAUCGCUUAACGCAGUCGGUGACGAGUCGUGCACUGUGGUCAUGUAGUGCUGCUUGAGUGGAGGAGGCGGGCGUGCGGCCGAUGCGGGGGCGCAGGUUGUAAUUGUUAUGGAUA